Molecule: messenger RNA, 630 nt
Organism: Striga asiatica
Lineage: Eukaryota; Viridiplantae; Streptophyta; Magnoliopsida; Lamiales; Orobanchaceae
Source: the annotation of a GenBank genome assembly
AUGGCUUACGUGGCGGCCAGGCAAGGCUGGGGAAGAGGGAUGUUUUGGGUGGUGAGGAGAUGGAGCUUUGUGAGGAGGAAUCGUGGAAAUACUUUGCUCCUUUACAGAAGUCCUAAUUCUGGCAAAAAGAAAGCACUUGAAGUGAAACCAGGGGAAGAUCAUAGUUCUGGGAGUAAGAGACCAGGCCUUUUCUUAGAGCAUCACAAGGAGGGGACUCAAAGCUCCAAGGAGAUACCCUCAGAGCCGCAACAAGAGAAGAAUGAAGGUACACUAAUCACACAUUCUCAGGCAUUAGUGCUGAUGGAAUUUACAAAUUCAGAGGAUGUAAAUCAAGCAACUGAGGUAAUGGAGGAGAUGGUACCAGAUAAUCAACAAGCGACACUCUUGGAAGAACAGCAACUGAUGGAGGUUCCAGUGUCAGAAUUCACUAUUCCCAAACCAAAGAGAAGAGGGUGGAAGAGGAAAGAAGGUAAGGAAAUGCAGAAAACCAGAAAUCCCUCUUUAUCUAUAUCUGCUUCAAAAAGGAAAUCUCCAGCAAUUGAAGAAGAUCUGGCAGACAAGAGGGGGUGCAAGAAGUUGUUUCAAAUGCUUGGAGAUUACAGGCUACUGGCACUCCAAUGUUCCAAGUAA